AUGACACUGCAUUACAUAGAAGAAAAAUCAUACAAUCGAUUUUCAUAUGUUCUAGCAUGUCAACGAAUAGAAGGAAGCCAUAAUUAUUCAAACAUUGCUAAAUGUAUUUCUAAAGUUAUGAAUAGUUAUAAAAUUAAUGUCACAAAAAUAACACAUACAGUUACAGACAAUGCCAGUAAUUUUGGUAAAGCCUUUCGUGUUUAUGCACAACAAUUUGCACCGCCUGAAACAGUUUCAAAAAAUAAUGUCACUUUAGAUGCUCAAAAUAUUAAUAUAUUGAUGGAUGCUUUCGACCAAAAUACUGAACACCAUUUUGAACUAGAAUCUGAAUUUUUACAAAAUGAUGUUGAAAAUGAUCCGGAUGAUAUUAUAGAUGUAGUUAAUGUUUCUGAUAUUUUAACUAUAGCUUCCAACAACUAUAAUGAAUAUUCUGAAGACAAUGAUGAUUUGGAUAUAAUUCUUUCUAAUCAUAUAACAUGCUCUGCACACACUCUCAAUUUAGUUGCUACCAUUGAUACUUCAAAAAUUACUAAUAAUCAAUACAAAAUAAUAUCUAGAUCUGCUUUUGGUAAAUUGACAGCCUUCUGGAAUUUAGUUAGCAGGAGUACAAUGGCAUCGGAUGUAGUUUUUAAUAUAUGUAAGUGUAAAUUCCCUUUACCCGUAAUAACUCGAUGGAAUUCAUUUUAUGAUGCGAUCAAAAAAAUUAUGCUUUGCGGUGAAAAAAUAAUUGAGUGCUUUGAAAAAUUGAAGCUGAGUCAAUUAAAAACAACAGAAUGGAAUUUUUUGGAAGAAUACAUUAAAGUUAUGCAGCCUUUGACAACAGCUUUGGAUAAACUCCAAGGUGAAAAAUCCUGUUACCUUGGUUAUGUUGCUCCAACUAUUAUAGCAAUUAGACGUAUACUAUUAAACCAAAGCCAUUUGACCUAUUGCAAGCCAUUGUCUUUAUCUAUUAUAAAAGGUCUUGAAAAACGAUACUCUUUUAUUUUUGAUUUAAAUGAUCCAAAAAGUAAGCCCUAUAUAUUGUCGUCGGUGACCCUUCCAAAAUUUAAACUCAGUUGGGUGCCUUCUCAGUUCUCUGAUAUUUGUAAAAAUUUAUUUCUGUUAGAAUGCAAUGAAGUUUGUUCUAUUAUGAAUACGGAAUCUGGACCUUCUACAACAGACAAUGAUAGUGGCGAUGAAUUUUAUACACCAAUUUCCAAUUCUCAACUAAGUACAUCACCAUUAGAAAGUUCCAAUCAGCAUAGAUCUGAAAACUUGGCUAGUGUACAAGGAUUAUCUUACUUAAAUUCCAAAAAGAAAGAUGGAAAAGAUUUAAUAAUUCUAGACCAUUAUCCAAUAGUAAAACAUAUAUUUUUAAAAUACAAUACUACAUUACCAUCUUCAGCACCAGUUGAAAGGCUCUUUAGCAAUGGAAGUCAAAUUUUAACUCCAAGAAGGAAUCGUUUGAAUGACAAGACGUUUGAGAUGUUAAUGUGUUUAAAAUCUAACAAGUUUAAUGUAUAA
Messenger RNA from Macrosiphum euphorbiae (potato aphid), 1503 nucleotides. The record is from the annotation of a GenBank genome assembly. Lineage: Eukaryota; Metazoa; Arthropoda; Insecta; Hemiptera; Aphididae.